CGCCUCUUGUUUGGUUUGCCGUCAACAACAUUCGCGGAGCGCGUUCGUGUAUUCAGCCAUCGAUCCCCGAAACUUGCGAGAUGCCCGUGUUCUCGGAGUGCUUGGGGACUAUCGGGGCCACUCUGUCCUCACCGACGUGGGUCCUCCUCGUCACUUUCCUCGUCCUGCUGAGCUGGUACAGUGUUUCAUCAUUUGGGACUUUUAAACAGCUUGGAAUUCCAGGGCCAAGGCCAGUACCAUUCUUCGGAACAUUCUUGCAUUACAGAAAAGGUUUUUUUAACUUUGAUCAAGAAUGCUACAAAAAGUAUGGAAAAUUCUGGGGGAUUUUUGAUGGGCAAAAGCCUCUUCUCUGCAUUAUGGACCCUGACCUGAUUAAAUUGAUCUGUAUAAAAGAAUUCUACACAUUGUUUACCAACAGGCAGGAUUUUGGUCUGGAUGGUCCGUUUAAGGAAUCUGUCCUGGUUAUCCAGGAUGAGCGAUGGAAGACAGUCCGAAGCAUUCUUUCACCAACAUUCAGCAGUGGGAGGCUUAAAGAGAUGCAUCCAAUAAUUUGUCAUUAUGCAAACAAACUUGUGAAAUUGGCUGAAAAAAAGGUGAAGAUGAAUGAAGUUGUCCAACUGAAGGAAUUUUUUGGAGCAUACAGUCUGGACGUGGUCACUAGUACAUCAUUCAGUGUGGAUGUUGACUCCAUCAACAACCCCAAUGAUCCAUUUCUCAAAAAUGCCAGGAAACUUGCUGAUUUUUCCCUCUUCAAUCCGCUGAUAUUUUUGAUUUUGCUGUUUCCUCCACUUGUUCCAAUCUUGGAUAAAUUCGGUAUCUCCCUCUUGCCAAAAGAUGUGAAUGACUUUUUCAUGAGAGUCAUACUAAAUAUGAAAGAAAAGAGGCAGAAAGGUGUACACAAUGAUCGGGUGGAUUUUCUGCACCUGCUGGUUGAUUCUCAAGCAACAGCCACUAACUCAGAGCAGCAGAAUGAUGCCAACAAUUCAGCGCAUAAAACUCUUACUGACUCGGAGAUUAUGGCACAGUGCAUCACUUUUGUCUUUGCUGGGUAUGAGACUACCAGUAACACGCUUUCAUACUUGGGAUACAAUCUGGCCAUGCAUCCAGAUGUGCAGAAGAAAUUGCAGCAGGAAAUAGAUGAGGCUUUUCCUAACCAAGCUCCGCCCACGUAUGAUGGUGUGAUGCAUCUGGAGUACCUGGAAAUGGUGAUAUCUGAAACACUGAGGUUAUACCCUCCUGUAUCCCGUUUGGAUAGAGUCUGCAAGAAAGAUGUCAAACUCAAUGGAGUGACAAUUCCAAAGGACACUGUAGUUGUGGUGCCUGCUUACGUCUUGCACCGUGAUCCAAAGUACUGGGAAGAACCUGAAGAAUUCAGACCUGAGAGGUUCAGUAAAGAGGAGAGUAUGUCUCGGAAUCCUUCCACCUUCCUGCCAUUUGGGAUGGGUCCUCGAAACUGCAUUGGGAUGCGGUUUGCUCAACUUAUGAUGAAGGUCAUCGUAGUUUUACUCCUGCAGCGGCUGACUCUUGUGCCAUGUGACGAGACACCAAUCCCAUUGGAAAUAGAUGUGAAAGGACCCUUGCAUCCAAAAAAACCAAUAAUUCUGAAAUUUGUGCCACGAAUAGAUACUGAUUCAAAGGAAUAAAACUGAAGAAUUAUUAGCAGCUAUGAAAUAUUUGGAGUAUGUAUAUCUCAAACUACUGAAAUUAUCUUCUUUCCUAACACUUUAAAGCAAAAUAUAUACAAACGUAAUGCGCUUUUAAAUAUAUGUAGUAUAGUUAAGUAAAGCUAAGCAUCCAAACACCAUUUUGUUGUUGAGGCUGAAUAUUGAGGAAAAUGCUAAUGUUCACAGGAAUGCUAUUACUGUGAUUGUUCCAUUAAUUAUUGCUGAUGGUUGAAUAGAAUUUCGCAUAAAAUGUUUAAAAAUUUCAAAAUUGAAAUGAAUCAUCUCUGAAACUUCUAAAACUAUUUUUAUGCUUAAACUUUUUCUGUAAAAACUGUAUCAGUUAAUACUUGGCAAACUAAUUUUUGAUUAUAAGU
Molecule: messenger RNA, 2038 nt
Organism: Mobula hypostoma (lesser devil ray)
Lineage: Eukaryota; Metazoa; Chordata; Chondrichthyes; Myliobatiformes; Myliobatidae
Product: cytochrome P450 3A24-like
Exons: 13
Coding region: 81-1643 (520 amino acids)
Molecular function (GO): heme binding; steroid hydroxylase activity; oxidoreductase activity, acting on paired donors, with incorporation or reduction of molecular oxygen
Source: RefSeq, a predicted model, not a curated record